AUGUCUGACAGUCUUCAUUCCGAACCACCAGCGACCAAGCAUUUUCGGCUGUCUUUCCCAGCACCCAAGGUACUUCUGGUGACGAUAGAUAGGGAAAAGCAACGGAAUUCUCUCCCUGCUGAAGCGCACUGGGAAGGUCAUGGCAUAUUCUCGUGGUUCGAUGACGAGCCUACUUUACUUGUCGCAAUCGUGACCGGCGCGGGCGACAAAUCCUUCUGUGCUGGACAGGAUUUGGCCGAGCAGAGUCAUUCACGCCGCGGGCCCAAGACUGCAGCUCAGUUGGCAGUGAUGAACCAUCCCCCCACGGGUUUCAUGGGCCUCAGCCAACGCAAGGGGAAGAAGCCGGUGAUCGCCGCCGUGAACGGAUUCGCACUGGGGGGAGGGUUUGAGAUCUGUCUCAAUUGUGAUAUGGUGGUCGCAUCACCCAAAGCUCAGUUCGGGCUGCCUGAAGUUGCGGUGGGAUUAUAUGCAGCCGCCGGCGGCUUGCCUCGCUUGAUGCGCAUUGUUGGCCUUCAGCUCGCCUCGGAAAUUGCCAUGACCGGUCGCAAAUUGAAUGCUCAGGAGGCACUGCAAUAUCAACUGAUCAAUCGGGUCUCUCAGACCUCAGAGUCCGUUGUUGACGAGUGCCUCAAACUUGCAGCCCAAAUCGCGAGUUUUUCGCCCGAUGGAAUCAUUGUUACACGUCAAGGCUUGCGCGAGGCGUGGGACAAUCCCAGUGUUGAGCAUGCGACUGCACGCACUCGCCAGGAAUACGUCAACCGACUAGUAGCAGGAGAUAAUUUCAAGAUUGGUGUUGAGGCGUUCGCUACAAAGACUAAACCUAAAUGGGUUCCGUCGCAUCUAUGA
Messenger RNA from Penicillium nucicola, 846 nucleotides. RefSeq names its product enoyl-CoA hydratase/isomerase family protein. Gene Ontology annotation, biological process: fatty acid beta-oxidation. Lineage: Eukaryota; Fungi; Ascomycota; Eurotiomycetes; Eurotiales; Aspergillaceae. Gene Ontology annotation, molecular function: enoyl-CoA hydratase activity. The record is from RefSeq and is a predicted model, not a curated record. The coding region runs from base 1 to 846 and encodes 281 amino acids. The transcript has 2 exons. Gene Ontology annotation, cellular component: mitochondrion.